This is a messenger RNA of Cimex lectularius (bed bug), 694 nucleotides long. It is a transcript of the gene MagR, whose product is annotated as iron-sulfur cluster assembly 1 homolog, mitochondrial. The coding region runs from base 258 to 659 and encodes 133 amino acids. The record is from RefSeq and is a predicted model, not a curated record. Gene Ontology annotation, cellular component: mitochondrion; cytoplasm. Gene Ontology annotation, biological process: iron-sulfur cluster assembly. The transcript is spliced from 4 exons. Gene Ontology annotation, molecular function: 2 iron, 2 sulfur cluster binding. Lineage: Eukaryota; Metazoa; Arthropoda; Insecta; Hemiptera; Cimicidae.
CCACACAGCUGAUUCAAAUACCAGCGUUUUUUUACAUUUAAUAUUAUUAUAUAUCUUUCUUUUAUUUUUCUUCAUUCACCACUCACCAGAGGAUUUCUUUCCAACGCGUUUCGGACCCCCCCCAGCUCAAAUCGAAUUUUCUAGUUCUAAAUUGAUAGUUUCCUUCGAUCAGUUACGUCGGAUUAAGGAGUCUCGCGGAUGUCGAUCGACGGCCAGAUCUGCAAAUUUUAACCGAUUACGCAACUUCCCCAAAGACGAUGGCUUCUGGUGCUGCGAAGGCUGCCGCGGCCGCUUCUGUGAGAGCUGUGCUUGCCAGAAAACCGAUACCUACAAGAGCAGCUUUAGUCCUUACACCUUCUGCUGUUAAAAGAGUGAAGGAGCUCCUCUCUACAAAGCCAGAAGCUAUUGGCUUGAAAGUGGGAGUUAAACAACGAGGCUGCAAUGGCCUCAGUUACACUUUGGAAUAUUGUGCAGAAAAAGGAAAAAUGGAUGAAGUUGUACAGCAGGAUGGAGUGUGCGUGAUAAUUGAUAGGAAAGCUCAGCUGACAUUACUCGGAACCGAAAUGGAUUUUGUUGAGGACAAGCUUACAUCAGAGUUUGUAUUCAACAAUCCUAACAUAAAAGGAGUUUGUGGCUGUGGAGAAAGCUUCUCUGUGUGAUGUUUGAACCCAAAUAACAAAGUUCAUGAAAGACA